This is a messenger RNA of Cuscuta epithymum, 989 nucleotides long. The record is from the annotation of a GenBank genome assembly. NCBI's taxonomy places the organism in Eukaryota, Viridiplantae, Streptophyta, Magnoliopsida, Solanales, Convolvulaceae.
GAAAGCCAUGGCCCCUGAUAAGCUGGCUGAGCUCUGGUCCAUUGACCCCAAGCGAGCCAAAAGAAUCCUGGCGAAUAGGCAGUCAGCUUCCAGAUCAAAAGAGAGGAAAGCGCGAUAUAUGACUGAAUUAGAGAGAAAAGUUCUGACCCUUCAAACAGAGGCGACCACUCUUUCAGCACAACUUUCUCUUUACCAGUUGACUCUUGUUUUGUUUGGUCUGCUACUUCUAUAGAGGGACACAACAGGACUUUCACAUGAGAAUACAGAGCUUAAGCUUCGUUUGCAAGCCAUGGAGCAACAGGCUCAGUUGCAUGAUGCUCUGAAUGAAGCACUGAAGCAUGAGGUCGAAAGGCUCAAGAUUGCCACUGCAGAUCCAAUAACAGCAUCGUCAUCAUCCUCAUCAUCUCCCGACACAUAUGGUUUUGGAAUGCACAACCAUUAUCCAUACAAUCAGUCUGCAGCCUACUUUUCACAGUCAUCAGCGGCUCCUUAUUACCCAGCAGCAGUGAUUCAAAGUCUACGAGAUACAAUGAUGGGGCAGCAGCAGCAGCAAGAUCCUCUAGCUGGUAAUUUUCAGAGUCUUGAUAUCAGUAACAGGAGAGGGUCUCUUCUUUUAAACUGUGCUGAUGAUGCCUCUUCCAGCCAAAGCAACAUUACAUCCUCAUGAUUCAACAACAUAUAAUGCAUCAACUCUAUAAUAUAAUGAAGAAUUGUUCAUAGGCUGACACCAUGUGUUUUAACAUCCAGGGAAAAGUCGAUCAUUCUUCUUUCCUUUUUUUGGAAUUCUUUGAAUUUAUUUUCCCCUUUGAAUUGAGCUGAAUCGUUCUCAGUAUACUAUGUAACCUCUGAAAAUCUUGUUACUCUUUGUUGCUGGGGAAUUUAUUUAAAAUUAUUUUGUUACAUUGUAAUAAUUGAAGAAAUCUUGUAUUGGUCACGUGUGGCUUUGUUUUCCCUGUACUUAUUUUUCGUACUACCAAAAAUGAUCAUAU